Gallus gallus (chicken) is the source of this 3441-nucleotide messenger RNA. It is a transcript of the gene RIC8B, whose product is annotated as RIC8 guanine nucleotide exchange factor B. Gene Ontology annotation, cellular component: cytoplasm; plasma membrane. NCBI's taxonomy places the organism in Eukaryota, Metazoa, Chordata, Aves, Galliformes, Phasianidae. The record is from RefSeq and is a predicted model, not a curated record. Bases 1117 to 2460 code for a protein of 447 amino acids. The transcript is spliced from 10 exons. Gene Ontology annotation, biological process: G protein-coupled receptor signaling pathway. Gene Ontology annotation, molecular function: guanyl-nucleotide exchange factor activity; G-protein alpha-subunit binding.
GGGCGCGGCGGCUGCCGGCGUCGGCGGCCAUGGAGCUGGGCGCGGUGCUGGAGGCCGUGGAGGGGCACGGCGCCGCCGCCGAGGCUGCGGAGCGGGCUCUGCUGCGGUACAACGAGGAGGUAACGGGAUGGGGGGGGGGGAAGGAGGGAGCCGGGUGGUUCCCGCUGCCACGCCCCGGAGCUCUGCCCACCGGAGCUGCUGUCUCGCUCUGCUUUUCCACUGUACGUGCGGCGUGAGGGCUGUCGUGAGGGCUGUCCUGCGGCCUGCCGGCACGUAGCCCUCGGCAGAGGCUCAGGGACAGCCCCGGAGUGCCUCGGUCCAGUGCUGCGCUCCCCCGGCCCGUUCCCGCUGCUGUGCGGGGGGCUGAGCCGCCCUCGGGCAGGGCUGUGCCGGGCGGCCUCCCACCUACCCGCUGCCGGCGCGGGGUUUGGCUCUGGGUGCGAUCCGAACGCAGCAGUGUGGAGCUGGGAGUCUGCCGGAAUUCAGGGCUUCGUUACAGGAACGAACGGUUUUUUGUUCGAGAUUCCCUGCAUGCGGCGGGGGGGGGGGGGGGUUGGAAAUUGGUGAUCCUCGAGGUCCCUUUCAAUCCAAGCCAUUCUGCGUUUCUGUCAUUCCCGUCGCUGAGGUGAGGGGAAAAAUCUCACGUGGGUUGGUGUAUUACUGCGUGAAGUCCAAAGGUGGAGACUGCAGCAUCCAAAGGGUGCUGCCUCUGAAGGGCUGCUAUCUGGAGUCCGCCGGGCUCCUGCUUUAGCUCUUUGACUUCUAAGGAACCUUCAGUCUCCUGUGUCCACUCUCUGAAAUGACCCUGUGUUAAAUGUGUUGUUAGAAAGCGUGUGUGUGCACGCAUCGCUUCUUGUGCUUGCUGCUCUGUGCGCCGUGCCUUCACGGGAGCUUCCCCAAAUGAGUUUUUAGGCUUAGGUGGAAUUCUCAAGGACGAAUCGAGCCGUUUUCAGAUUUGAUCCAGCAGAUGAAGAUAAAAGAAAGAAACUAUGUGAGGGAAUUCUGAACAUCCUGGAAAAAGACACACAAACCUCAUGUCAAACUGCCUGUCUGGAAGCACUGCGGAUUCUGUCCAGGGACAAGAAGGUUCUAGUGCCUGUAACCACAAAGAGGAACAUGCAGAUCCUCAUGAGACUAGCAAAGCUGGAUACUGUGGAAGAUCCUUUGGAGAGGGUGUCUGAAUUUCCUGUUAUAGUAGAAGCUUUAAAAUGCCUCUGUAACAUAAUUUUUAAUAGUGCUGUUGCACAGAAGCUCAGUUUGGAACUGAAUCUUGCAGCCAUGCUCUGCAAUCUUCUGAAAAAAUGCAAGGACCAACAGCUGGUUGGUGACAUUAAAUGCUUUGAUUUGCGUCUUCUCUUCCUCUUGUCGCUUCUGCACACAGAUAUUAGAUCGCAGUUGCGGCAGGAACUACAAGGAGUGCAAGUUUUGACUCAGGCUUUGGAAAGUUCCCUGAAUGUAAGAUGGACAGAAGAAUAUAAAGCAGCGGAAGACCGCGACAGACCGCCUUUAUCUCUGCAAGAGACAAAUUGUGCCAUUGAGGCACUGAAGGCUCUUUUUAAUGUAACGCUUGACAGCUGGAAUGUCCACAGUAAGAAUGAAUCUCAUCAAUUUCGUUACAUGGCUGCCAUCCUUCGGUACUGCUUAUUAACCACGGGCCCCACUGAAGACAAAACUGAAGAGUUGCACAGCAAUGCAAUCAACCUCUUAAGCAAUAUUCCCGUUUCUUGCUUGGAUGUCCUUAUUAGUCCGUCAUCCCAGGAGGAAACAGAUAUAAAAUACAAUGGUAUGAAUAUGGGAGCAAUCCAGAUUUUAUUGGAUUUCAUGGAGAAGAGAAUUGACAAGGGAAGCAGCUAUAGAGAAGGUCUGACUCCAGUUCUCAGUUUAUUAACGGAAUGCUGCCGAACUCAUAGGAAUAUCAGGAAGUUUAUCAAAGCUCAGGUACUGCCUCCACUCAGAGACGUAUCGAGUCGUCCAGAAGUUGGCACGACAGUGAGAAACAAGCUUGUGCGCCUCAUGACACAUGUUGACCUCGGAGUAAAGCAAAUUGCAGCAGAAUUUCUCUUUGUUCUUUGUAAAGAGAGAGUUGACAGCUUGUUAAAAUAUACGGGCUACGGUAACGCAGCAGGAUUGUUGGCAGCAAGGGGCCUGUUAGCAGGGGGAAGAGGAGAUCACUGGUACUCGGACGAUGAAGAUACAGAUACCGAAGAAUACAAAUCUGCAAAGCCAAACAUUAACCUUAUCACUGGUCACUUGGAAGAACCCAUGCCUAAUCCAAUGGAUGAAAUGACAGAAGAACAAAAAGAAUACGAAGCUAUGAAGCUUGUCAACAUGUUUGAUAAACUUUCCAGAGAUGAGGUUAUAAAGCCAAUGGGAGUGCGGCCGGAUGGUACAAUGGCUCCUUUGGAAGAAGCAGUCAGCCAGUACCAUACCAAUAAGCAAGACAGUUCAGAUUCAGACUAAAGCAUCACCUGCUUUGCUCUCGAUUCUCUAAUUCGCAUUGUCCUUAGAGCCACGGCAUCUUUUUAUCAGAGCAUUUUAUCCUCACGUUAGCCAGCUUCACUUUAACUGUUCGAUUAUUGGGAGAUUUAAAUGAUGGAUCCUGUGGUGUAAUGUCUGCAUUUUUACGAUGUCUGUUUAAAGAACGUGUAUUCGUUUGAUCUUUAUUAAUUUAAGACUAAAUGUAUUUCAAAGGGAUAAAAAAGUGAAAGCCUACAACGAAAAAUGUAAACAUUUUGAUUUUCCAGAAUCCUAUUUUCCAAAGUCUGUAGGUUUUCCCAUUCUUUAUACAUUUUUGUAUUGUCUUCCUGAUCUCUCUUUGCCUUUGUAUAAUUCUAAUUAAAGAAGCAAAUUUGCUUAAUGGCAUUAGGAGCAUCAGAAGGAAAACUUAGAAGUCGGACUGACCUUGUAAAGCUGCUUUAGCUGGCAUUCAGCAGUGACUUCAGAGCUUCCCCUUUUACAUGUCGUGGGAUUUCUUACCACUACACACGUCUGUGGUUAAGCUGCUGCUUAAGAUUUUACCCAUGUGUCAGUCACUGACUGCUGCUAAAACUGCCUUUAAAUUGGGAACAAGAUGAUGUAUGUUGUCUGUCCUCCCCCCUCCACGCUAAGACCACACAAGUAUUACCACCGCACCACCCCCCCCCCCCGGCUCUGGUUAAAUAAAAACAUCCCUAUUCAAAACAGCAUUCAAGUAUAUACACUUAAAUGUUGCUGUGAAUAGGAGCGAAGAGAAGUGCAUGUGUGAGUGUUUUAUGGAACUGGGGCCUAAUGGGAGCGCUUCACUCGAAGGGAAGUCAAAGUACUAACAAAGAAAUAGUUCCCUUUCUGGGGGAAGAUUAAGAAGUGAUGGGAUAGAGAAUGGAAAGGUGGGAAGGAGAAGAAAGUGUAAUUUUCAACUCUGUACUCUUAAAAGGUAAAGAUUAAAGUUGUAGUUGUGCUGCA